Molecule: messenger RNA, 4235 nt
Organism: Scophthalmus maximus (turbot)
Lineage: Eukaryota; Metazoa; Chordata; Actinopteri; Pleuronectiformes; Scophthalmidae
Gene: itga11b
Product: integrin, alpha 11b
Exons: 29
Coding region: 131-3790 (1219 amino acids)
Biological process (GO): cell-cell adhesion; integrin-mediated signaling pathway; cell adhesion mediated by integrin
Cellular component (GO): integrin complex; external side of plasma membrane
Molecular function (GO): integrin binding
Source: RefSeq, a predicted model, not a curated record
UCCUCCUCCUCUUCCUCCUCUCUCUUCUUCACACAUCCGAGCAGCAGAUUUCAGAAUCAACUCUCCAACAUCAACAUCACUCACACUCUGUCCGACUCUCUGCUUCAGCAACUCUUCAUCUAACACACUCAUGGAUUAUUAUCUGCUGCUGUUGUGGACCUGCAGCCUCCUGCCAGAUCUUCAUCGCUGCUUCAACUUUGACACAAAGAACUUCAAGAUCUUCUCCGGAUCCAAAGAGUCUCAGUUCGGAUACACGGUCCAGCAACACGAAGCAGGAGGACGACAAUGGCUGCUGGUCGGAGCUCCGUUUGAAUCCACCGGGAAGCAGCAGACUGGCGACGUGUACAAAUGUCCGCUGGACACCAGGAGCUCGGUGAACUGCAGCCGACUGCACCUGGGGAAACUGUCUCUGGACGACGUGUCGGAGAGAAAAGACCAGAUGAGGCUCGGCAUGACGCUGACCUCUAACCCCAGAGACAGCAGCUUCGUGACCUGUGGACCUCUCUGGUCUCAUGAAUGUGGGAGUUCCCUGUACAGCACAGGAAUCUGCUCCAGAGUCGGUCGCAACUUCAGACUGUCGCACACCAUCGCUCCGGCCCUGCAGAGGUGUGAGACCUUCAUGGACAUCGUGAUCGUUCUGGAUGGUUCUAACUCCAUCUAUCCCUGGUACGAGGUCCAGGACUUCCUCAUCAACAUCCUGCACAAGUUCUACAUCGGCCCAGGUCAGACGCAGGUCGGGGUGGUCCAGUACGGCUCGGCCGUGGUCCACGAGUUCAGUCUGGGCGAGUACCAGACGGCGGAGGAGGUGGUGGAGGCCGCGAGGAGCAUCGACCAGCGGGGCGGAGAGGAGACCAGGACGGCGCUGGGCAUCAACGUGGCGAGGUCGGAGGCGUUCAAGCGCGGCGGCCGGCGCGGCGCUCAGAAGGUGAUGAUCGUGAUCACUGACGGUGAAUCUCACGACAGUCCUCAGCUGGUUCAGGCCGUCGGCGACAGCGAGCGGGACAACAUCACCAUGUACGCCAUCGCUGUCCUGGGUUACUACAACCGUCGGGGAAUCAACCCCGAAGCUUUUCUGAAGGAAAUCAAGUUCAUCGCCAGCGACCCGGACGAGAAGCACUUCUUCAACGUGACGGACGAGUCGGCGCUGAAGGACAUCGUGGACGCGCUGGGAGAGCGGAUCUUCACUCUGGAAGGAACCAGCAGUCAGGGUCGGGGCUUCGGUCUUCAGAUGGCUCAGGCCGGUUUCUCCUCACAUUUAGUCAAAGACGGCGUUCUGCUCGGGGCGGUGGGCGCCUACGACUGGAACGGCGCCGUGCUGAAGGAAACCAAACACGGGAAGGUCGUUCCUCCGAAGUCCUCCUAUCAGGACGAGUUCCCAGAGGAGCUGAAGAACCACGGGGCGUAUCUGGGUUACUCGGUGGGUUCACUCGUGUCGUCCCGCGGCUCGCAGCUCUACGUGGCCGGAGCGCCGAGGUUCAACCACACGGGCAAGGUCAUCGUCUUCACCCUGAGGAACACGGGGAACCUGACGGUCCUGCAGGCGCUGCUGGGGGAGCAGAUCGGAUCAUAUUUCGGCAGCGAGUUGUUGUCGAUGGACGUCGACGGAGACGGCCACUCCGACGUCCUCCUGGUGGCGGCGCCCAUGUACUACAGCCAGGGCUGGGAGAGGGGGAAGGUUUACGUCUACUCCAUCACGCCUCAGACGUCGUUUGUCCUGCAGGGGGCACUGGAGAUGUCCGAGCGCUCUCAGAACUCCCGUCUGGGCUCGGCCUUGGCCCAGAUACCCGACAUGAACGGAGACGGAUUCAGGGAGCUCGUGGUCGGCGCCCCGCUGGAGGACGACCACCAGGGGGCGGUCUACGUCUUCUACGGGCGGCACAAAAGCCUCCGGCGGCAGUACAGACAGGUACAGACCAGGAGCCGGUGGCUUCAGACCAGUGAAACGAGUCCAUGUGUUAACGGUCCGUGUUCGUCUCCGCAGCGUCUCCCUGCAGCCGGUUUCUCCGCAGGUCUGAAGUAUUUCGGACGAAGUCUUCACGGCGUCGUGGACGUCAACGCUGACGGACUGGUCGACCUCGCCGUGGGAGCGCUGGGAGCCGCCGUCAUCGUCUGGUCUCGCGCUGUGGUGCGGAUUCAGGCCAAACUGACCUUUGAACCCGAGAAGGUGAACGUCUUCAACAAGGACUGUCGGCGAGGAGGGAAGGAGGUGACCUGCAUGUCUGUGACCGUCUGUCUGAGUCUGGAGCCCAGAACCAAGACCAGGACCAGAACCAGGACCGAUGUCGCUGUGUGGUUCAGCCUGGUGUUGGACGAGAGACGUUUCCCUCCACGUGCGGUUCUGGACGAGUCCGACCGACAGCAGCCCAGGAACCUGCUCCUGCAGACGGGAGGUCAGAGCUGCCAACGCCUUGGCUUCUCUGUCCAGGAGACGACAGAUUACGGACGUCCCAUCGCGGUCGCCAUGGAGACGGGGAUGCAGAGCCCAGACGAGGGGCCGGUGAUGGACCCCGACUGGCCGAGCGUCCUGAGGGCGGAGCUUCCGUUCUGGAACGGCUGUGAGCAGGAGGACACCUGCGUCCCCGACCUCGUCCUGCACAGUCACACCGACCUGACGGACGUCCAUCAGUUCUGCAGCUCCAGGGAGCGAGCGGCCUCCUGGUCCCUGUGUGGCCACCGGGGGGCGUCGGCGGAGUACGUGGUGGAGUCCGGGCGCAGGAGGAUGGUGGUGUUCGCCCGACUGGAGAACCAGGGAGAGAACGCGUACGGAGCCGCCCUUCACAUCUCCACCUCCGCCAACCUGCUCUUCUCCAGCCUCAUCGUCAAGGACCAAUCAGAUAUUCAGAUCGAAUGUUACUCUGAGGACAGACUGCCGGCCAAUCAGAGGCUCUGUAACAUCAGCGCUCCGUUCAUGAAGUCCCUGUCCCAGGUUUCCUUCCACCUGGAGUUUCAGUUCAGCCGCUCCGUCUUCCUGGAUCACGUGCGGGUCGUCAUGACAACCACCAGUGAGGGUGACGAGGGAUUUCCAGACGACAACAUCAACGACGUCUUGCUGCCUCUGAAGUAUCAAACCGACCUCCUCUUCACCAGAGACCCCAACCCUCCUCGUUUUGAAAUCACAUCCUCCUCCUCCUCCUCUUCCUCCUGGGACCCGCCGCGCGGCAGCUCACCGGCCUUCAACCUCACUUACUACAUCCAGAACCUGGGAAUCUUCUCGGUGCAGGACGUCCUGUUCCGAGCCGACAUCUGGGCCGUGACCGGGCAGGGCAACCGGCUGGUGGACAUCAGCGACUACAGCAUCGAACAGGUUCCAGGGUGUCACUGCACGCUGCCGCAACUCCCGACGACCAAUCAGAUCACAGCUGAGGACCUGACACCGCUGUCUCAGCUGAACCACAGUAACAGUGUGAGCAUGGCGGUCCAGUGUCGACUCGACCUGCCGACCUCCAGAGAGGUGAAGGUGACGCUCAGAGGACGACUGCAGCUUCCUGCUCUGCUCGCGGUGAGCUUCAGGUCUCUGGAGUUACUGACCUCCGCCUCCAUCCAGCUGCAGGCGUCCAGCCCCAUGUUCCUGCAGGAGGACAGACCGGUGCGACAGAUAAUCCUGGAGCUGCGGAGGGACGACGACUCCCCCGUCCCCGUCUGGAUCAUACUGGGAAGUUCACUGGGAGGCCUGCUGCUGCUGGCCUUACUGGUGCUGGCCCUGUGGAAGCUCGGCUUCUUUGACAGACGGCGGCGACAGGAAGAGGAGGAGCCGCCCGUGACCAAUGGGAAAGCAACAGAGGAGCUUUGAUGUGCGAGUGACGUGAACCCGACACGUGGAUGAAAUAAUCUGAAAUGUCUUGAUUUUUGACUACGAGUCGACGAGGACUCACCUGAACGCAUCACGAGCCUCCACCUGUCACUCAGGGACCCUGAUGCCCCGCCCCCCCCACAGCUCGUCACGCAGCCAGUUGCAGCCGUCGAUGACUGAUCAGCCAACCACCAGCAGCACCUGCCAACAUGUGACCCGAUCGGCCAAGUCGAGGUUAUUUCAACAGUGUGAUCAUCUGUCUCUGUAAAUUCUCUGUAAAUGACGUACGGAGGCUCUGAAGGACAAAACACAGACGCAGAAACACUGAGGAAGUUUCCCUAACGUUUGUGCAUUUGUGUUCGUGUGUUUUGUCCUUCAGAGCCUCCGUAGUUCACAUUCAGACGUUUCUUAGAGACUUGAUGAUACAACAGAUACUCUGAUACAA